Danaus chrysippus (African queen) is the source of this 723-nucleotide messenger RNA. The record is from the annotation of a GenBank genome assembly. Lineage: Eukaryota; Metazoa; Arthropoda; Insecta; Lepidoptera; Nymphalidae.
AUGGCCCUUCCACAAAAGAAGUAUUAUAGACAGCGAGCACAUUCUAACCCUAUAGCAGAUCACUGUUUUGAAUACCCUGCACAUCCUGAUGAAUAUGAUUGGUCGACUUUAUAUCCAAUUCUAAAGACAGAUCCAUCAAAGAAAAAUGUUGAAUUCCUUGAUGUUGGCUGUGGUUAUGGUGGACUACUAGUAACGUUAUCACCAAUGUUUCCGGAAAACCUAAUGCUGGGACUGGAAAUUCGCGUUAAAGUAUCAGAUUAUGUAAAUGACAGAAUUGUAGCAUUUAGGAAACAAUUUCCGGAUCAAUACCAAAAUAUUGCAGUGCUAAGGACAAAUGCAAUGAAAUAUUUACCUAAUUUCUUUCACAAGGGUCAGCUAAAGAAAAUGUUCUUCUUGUAUCCAGAUCCCCACUUUAAAAAAGCCAAGCAUAAGUGGAGGAUUAUUAACAAAUGGCUUUUAUCUGAAUAUGCUUAUGUACUUGCAGAACAAGGUAUUGUUUAUACAAUAACAGAUGUUAAAGAUUUACAUGAUUGGAUGGUAACACAUUUUGAAGAACAUCCAUUGUUUAAACGAAUUCCAGCUGAUGAAUUGAAAAAUGAUGUAAUUGUAGAAAAAUUGUUUGAAAGUACUGAAGAAGGACAGAAAGUAACAAGAAAUAAUGGAGAAAAGUUUCUUGCUGUGUUUCAAAGGGUAGCUGACAAUUUUGUGGAAAAUAAUAAAUAA